Molecule: messenger RNA, 1822 nt
Organism: Venturia canescens
Lineage: Eukaryota; Metazoa; Arthropoda; Insecta; Hymenoptera; Ichneumonidae
Exons: 6
Coding region: 172-1575 (467 amino acids)
Molecular function (GO): lipid binding
Source: RefSeq, a predicted model, not a curated record
GUUUGUGUAGUCUACAAGCGUUCUGUUCAUCCUCAAAGAAGCAUGUUCGAGGAUAUAUAUUACGAGUUAUAAAACGUUUCCGGCACUUUUCUCGUAGUUCAACGUUGACCGAGAUUCCUGUCGGAAUCGAGUCUUUUUGUUCGUUCGAUCGGUCGGUGCAAGAACAGUGAAAUGAAAUUGUUCAAGUUUGUUUUUAUUUUGGCGUGUGUGGUUGCCUGCAGCUGUGAGACAAGCCAAAACGACGAUGACGUUGAAGCGAAAUUGGCCGAGGGCGAGAAACGUCUCGGCGAUCAAAUAAGACUGAUCCUCAAGCACUAUCAGCAACCUGAUCCUCUCGGACUCCCCGGCGCCCCCAUUCCUGAUCCAAUGGACGUGCCCGACAUGAAACAUUCCUUUUCCAUGUACACUAUGAAUUUGAAGGAGAUCAAAGUUUAUGGACUGUCCAAGUUUCGAAUCGAACACGUUCGAUCCGAAUUGGCUCUCAUGCAGGUCUCAGUCGCUCUCAGCAUCGAAACUCUGGACAUUCGCGGACUUUACACGUUGGCAUCUUGGCUCUCAAGAUCAGCUGGCGAUUUCACAGUGAAGCUCAGCGACGUCAUUGUCCAGGGCGUUGCGAGGCUGGAGGUUGGCGCCGACGGGAAACUUCAUGCCCAGGAUAUCGACAUGGAUUUGACGUUCGAAAACAUCGACCUGGACUUCAAAAACCUCGGUUUCCUUGGCUCAGUUUUUCAGGGAGUCAUCAAUUCCGUUGGUACCUUUAUUUUCGAUGGUAUCAAGCCAUUCAUACUGAAGGAAGUCAACACGAACGUUCGGGGCGAAGUUAACAAGCAGAUAUCGCAGUUGCCGCAGUACUUCCCAAACUCGAUUUCGCCCUUCGAUAUGGCGGUCGCGGAGGCUCGCAAACAAGUAUCCGACAUGGGAUACGACCCUUACAGGGUCAAGGAUUAUUCGCAGAAGGCAGGCAUCUUCAUAUUUACUUCCAGUCAUACUUGGCUCACUGGGAUCGCGAGCUUCUAUCGAGUCGGCAACAUAACGCUCACCAUGGAGAAUGGAACUGUAUACGCCUCGCUGGACGUCGGUACCCAGGAAAUCGAAGGUCGUACUCACUGGGAAGUUAGCGUUGUCGGUGGAAUGUUUUCCCGGGCUGGAACGGUUUCUUUCACGAUUCAAUAUUUCAGAGUUCAAUUGAAGCUUAGCCAGCCACUGGAUACUCGCAAACGAGCUUGUCUCGAGGAUCUUAAUCUCGAGCUUGGAAAUAUCCAAGCACGAAUCCACGGUGCUGGCACCUUGGAUUAUAUUCUUGAAGCUAGCGUCAAUGUCAUUCCCAAUAUUUUGAGAUAUCAAAUUAUGGAUGCUGUAGAAGGACCAAUAAAGCGACGAGUGCAGGAAGAAUUGGACAAGGUUGAUGUUGAAAAGUUGAUCCAUGACAAGAUUCCGGAAAUCGCUGAACAAGCAAGACUGUUGAAUGGAGGAGUGGCAGCCGAGGAUAUUAUCCUCGAGGAAGUGGCUGUGCCGCAUGAAAUCGACGACCAGAAGCCAUUCUCCGAGAGCGAAGAAGAACGUGGACCAUCGUAAUACAAAAUUCCUCAAUUUUCCUUUAGUGCACUCUACGAAGUGGGUCUUGGGGUUGCUUCAGCUUCUUCAGUUUUGGCAAACACUCGUUAGACUGUGAAACUGAUGCGUUGUUAUUUAUUUUUAUUCGUAAGACAAGUUGCGAGUAGAUAUUUUCGGAUUUUUAUGGUGAAAUUAUUAAUCAACGAAUUGAGAUGCACGUGUGACGAAGCGAUAUAACUGGAGACGGAUUAAAAUUGAAUUCCUACGA